Lasiosphaeria miniovina is the source of this 1598-nucleotide messenger RNA. RefSeq lists its product as uncharacterized. The transcript has 3 exons. The record is from RefSeq and is a predicted model, not a curated record. NCBI's taxonomy places the organism in Eukaryota, Fungi, Ascomycota, Sordariomycetes, Sordariales, Lasiosphaeriaceae. Bases 349 to 1530 code for a protein of 393 amino acids.
UGAACCUUUUGCACACUAUCAAUCGGUUGGAGAAAAUCCUUGCGGGGCUUUACUUUCCCCUGCCAGCCGAAGCAGCGGCUUCCGUCCGUCUGAUCAGGAUCGGAAUCUCACGGACGUCAUGCAUCCAUGCCUUGCUCACCUCAGCUUUCACAAGUUUGAGCCGUAACAUACUAUAUUCAUUGCAGUAGAUUAUUCCGCAGGUCAUCUUACUGUUGAAGAUAUUCUGGCAGCGGUUUUGUUGCUGGAUGUCCGGAAGCUACUGUCCUAGGUACAUCACGCACCACCACACUUUCAGACGAAGGCGCCCUACCCUCGGGUACAGACGACAAAGCUUUCCAUUCAGAAACCAUGCCCCUCCAUCUCCUCGGCAAGAAGUCAUGGCACGUGUACAAUGCCGACAAUGUGGCGCGGGUGCAGCGCGACGAGGCGGCGGCGCGAGCCCGCGAGGAAGCCGACGAGGAGCGCAUGCAGGCGGCCGACGCCGAGCGCCGGCUCGCCAUCCUGCGCGGCGAAGUGCCGCUGCCGCUUGAGGGAGAUGAGGAUCAAGAUGAGAGAAAACGCCGUCUCUAUGGCACCUCGGCCGAAACACCAGCAGCAGCGGCCUCCAGGGACGGCGACAGCCGCCGCGCCGACCGGAAGAAGCGCAAGCGUGCUGGCGAGGACGACACUGAUUUCGAGAUGCGGGUCGCGCGGGAGCAGGCCGAGGCCGGCGACCGCGUGGCGCGCGACCUGCUCGUGGGGCCUUCGGCAAAGCCUUUCUCGUCGGCAUCGUCGGCAGCCGCACCGUUGGUCGACAGCUGGGGCCACAUCUCGCUGUUUGGCGAGGUAGACGAAGUGGGACAGCAGCGGCUUCUCCUACCAGGGGGCAGGAGCAACAGCAGCAGCGGGAAGAACGAAGAGGCGGAGCGCGAGGCGGCGCAGAAGAAGCGGCAGUUCCAGGACCAGUAUCAGAUGCGCCUCGUCAACGCGGCCGGCAGGGACGGGCUGGGCCUGACGGACGGCGGGCCGUGGUACGCGGCGCCCGACGGCGACUCGUCGUCGGCCGCACCCGUGCCGUCCAAGAACGUGUUUGGGCGCGACGACCCCGGGCGCAAAGGGCGCGAAGCCGCGCGGCUCGACGCCAGCGACCCGCUCGCCAUGAUGAAGCGCGGCGCCGCCAAGGUGCGCGAGGUGGACAAGGAGCGGAGGCGGGAGGCCGAGGAGCGGCAGCGGGAGCUGGAGUCGCUGAAGAAGGAGGAGCGGCGGAGGAAGAAGCACAGGCGGCGUCGCGAGGAGGGGGAGAGUGGCUGCGACAGGACUAGGGAUGGCGUCGAUAGGGUCAGCGGCAGACACGCCGGGUCCGAGGGCCGGGAAUCCACUCGCCAUAGACGCCGUGAUGGGGCGCCUGAAGAGCAAAGGGACAGCCGGCACGGGAAGCACAGACACAGGGGCGACGAGAGCCACCGUCACCGAUCCUACAAGCCUGAGGCGACCGACGAUAGACAUAGACAUGACAGCAGACAUCGCCGCCACCGCGACGGCGACCGUUGAGGUUAUUUAUUUCUAGCAUGCAAGUAGCGACUCAAGAUACCCAAACCAAUAAUACCCAAAACAAACAC